UGUGCGGUGAAAGUGAACGGUCUGCCCCUCUCAUUCACUCUGAACUCAUCACAGUCCACGCACACAGCGACACUGACACUCUCAAAGCCUGUCUGCUCUUUACCGUUCCUGCUUCUCUUUCAGCGGGAACGAGGACAAUCAUCCGUUUUACCUUUCCGCGGGCAUGCAUCAGCACGGUGGAGGGCACCGGGAGGGCUGUUGGAGUCGCGCGUGGAUAAAUGUUUGCAGAUGCACUUUAUAUUUAUUUCUACUAUUAAGCCUGGAGCGGAGCACCGUGCACGCAGCACAGACAGAUGAAUCAGAUACUUUUGCGUUUUUCCACGAGGGAGCGCAGGGCUGCCUGGGGGUACGAGAUCACAUGCUCUACCUCUCUUCUUCCUGCAAGGGUGACGCCCAGCUGUGGAAAUGGGUGACCAGGGGGCGGCUUUUCAACAUUGGCUCCUCCCUCUGCCUGGGCAUCACCACGGGCAACGUGAGCACAUCUGGCAACAAGUCACCACUGGGCGUGUUUCGGUGCGACUACGAGCCUCCGCGAGUGCGCUGGACCUGGAGCUGCAGCAAGUUCUUGGAGACGCUUGAAUCUUCCUUGCCCUCCCCUAAAUUACUCCUCGACACUGGCAAUGUCUCGGCCGCUGCCUCCCCACCUGCAAGAUCCCCCUCCCAAAAGUCUCUGUGGCGAGUCUAUGAUGACAAUCAAGACCUUUGUGCCAAGUCGUACCGAGAAAUCUACACCAUCCAAGGAAACUCUCAUGGCAGCCCAUGUUACUUCCCCUUCCUCUACGAUGGCCAGUGGUUCCACAGCUGCACCAGUGUGGGCAGGGAAGAUGGCUUUCACUGGUGUGCCACUACUCAUGAUUACGGAAAGGACCAGCGCUGGGGCUUCUGCCCAGUAAAGAGUACUGACUGUGAGACGUUUUGGGACAUAAACCCUUUGAUGGAUAAUUGUUACCAGUUUAACUUUCAGGCCACGCUGUCUUGGAGUGAAACACGGACCAGCUGCCAACAGCAGGGAGCGGACCUGCUCAGCAUCACUAAAGUAGAGGAACAAAUCUUUAUCAACGGUUUGCUAACUGGGUACAGCGCCACCCUGUGGAUGGGCCUGAAUGAUUUAGAUCUCAAUGGUGGCUGGCAGUGGGCUGACUCCGCCCCUCUCAAAUACCUAAACUGGGAAGCAGAAAUGCCAAGCUAUGAUGAGGAGGAAAACUGUGGAGUGAUCAGCACCGAUGCUCAGGGUCGCUGGCACAACCGGGACUGUUCAGUGGCUCUGCCUUACAUUUGCAAGAAACGACCCAAUGCCACACUCGACCCCUUCACCACAGACUCCUGGGCAGAUGACGGGCGGUACCAGUGUGAUGUAGGCUGGCAAAACUUCCAGGCGGGCUGCUAUAGGCUGAACUCAGACAACCUGGACUGGAGCUCCGCCCACAAAAUGUGUCAGAAGAUGGAGGCUAACCUUGUUAGCAUCCACACUCUCCCAGAGCUUGAAUUCAUCACUAAGCAUAUGAAGAAAGAUAUAGAGGAGUUAUGGAUUGGUCUACAUGAUACAGCUAUGCAGAUGAACUUUGAAUGGACAGAUCACACUCCAGUCAUAUUCACUUAUUGGCAUCCAUUUGAACCCAACAAUUUCCGAAAUGUUAAUGAGGAUUGUGUCACCAUCUGGGGGCCUGAGGGCCGCUGGAAUGAUAGCCCAUGUAAUUACUCGCUGCCCUCAAUCUGUAAGAAAGCGGCUCAGAAGGCUGACGACCGGAUAGAGGACCAUGGCUGCAAACGGGGUUGGAGAUGGCACAGUCCUUCCUGUUUCAAGGUUGGAGAAGAAUCUCUAACCUUUAAUGAUGCAAAAGGAAUGUGCGCUAGCAACAAUGCUACACUCGUCAUUAUUAAUAACAGGUUUGAGCAGGCCUUUGUGAGCAGCCUGGUGUUUGGACGAUCUGACGAUCAGUUCUGGCUCGGCUUGUAUAAUGAUAACAGCACCGGCACGUUCCGCUGGAUAACGGGAGAGGAGCUCACAUACACCAACUGGAACAGAGAUGAGCCAGCACAGAUAAAGGCAGGUUGUGUGGUGAUGGUAGCGGGGCAAGCCAUGGGUCUGUGGGAGGUGAAGGACUGUGCCAGCGUCCGCUCCAAAUACAUCUGCAAACAGAAUCAGGACUCUCUCAUACCCAGCCCUCCUGUGCCUCAGCCUACGCCCUCCCUAACAGGAUCAUGCCCAUCGGGAUGGAAAAGCACCAAUAAGUUCCGCUACUGCUACAAG
Molecule: messenger RNA, 2251 nt
Organism: Sinocyclocheilus rhinocerous
Lineage: Eukaryota; Metazoa; Chordata; Actinopteri; Cypriniformes; Cyprinidae
Product: C-type mannose receptor 2-like
Exons: 12
Source: RefSeq, a predicted model, not a curated record